UCUGGAGACCAAGAGCAAUACGUUGGAGGUCAAGAUCACGAAACCCUAGCCACCGAGGAGCGAGCCCACGAGAGCGACGACCAGGCGACCCAACACAACCGAUCGUGGCGGCUUCGGCAAGGACCGCGGCGGUUGAGCGCCUUGGAUGGCCGGAAGAGCAGCCUCACUCUCACCACCGAUCGCCGCCACCACCUGUGGGGGUAGGCAAGCCGUGAGUAAGGGAGGCACAACCACAGAGCCGCCGCCGGCCUGCACGACGACGACUCCGAUGGAUUCUGCAGUCCUCCAGUUCAGGCUAGACUACGAGCAAGUCAAGCGCCUUAGCGUCGACGAUGUCGUCUGCUCUGAGGCCGUCUCCGUCGGCCAACACCUGUGGAGGAUCGACUGUUACCCGCGGGGACCAGAAAAGUACUCCGACAAGGACAAUGGAAAUUAUGUUUCCCUGUACCUUAGGCACAUGAGCAGCUCCAGAAGCGUACAUGCAAUCUUCGACGCCUUCUUGAUGGACAUAAAUGACGACCCAUCAGAAGCACGAAAGACGACUCGACUUCAUAAGUUCGAAAUCAAGGGCGACCCUUUAAAGCGUGACGACUGGGGAUAUCAUCGGUUCGUGGCCAGAACGGUCCUCGAGGAAAACUAUGUUAUUGAUGGGCACAUCACGUUUGUAUGCACCAUCAUCGUCAUGCGUGAUACACCUGUCACCGUGCCGCCUUCCGACAUCGGGAACCAACUCGGCUGCUUACUGGAUCAGCCACAUGGGACGGACGUGUCGUUUACCGUUGACGGCGAGACAUUCCCGGCGAACCGAGCGAUUCUUGCAGCCCGCUCGCCCGUCUUCAAGGCAGAGCUUUUUGGGUCCAUGGCCGAAGCUGCAAUGUCAUCCAUCACGCUGCAUGAUAUCACACCCGCUACAUUCAAACAUAUGCUUCGGUUCAUAUACACGGAUGAGUUUCCUACUACUACACAGGAUAACCCAUCCAAUGACGUAUUGUUUGAUUUAUUACUUGCCGCUGCAGAUCGGUACGCACUAGACCGGCUAAAGCUUAUGUGUGUCCAAAAGUUAUGGGAUAAUGUGUCGAUGGAUACAGUUACAGAUAUUCAAGCUUGCGCUGAGAUGUACAAUUGCCCAGAGUUGAAGGACAAGUGCAUUGACUUUAUUAUGCGCAAAAAAAAAGUGCAUUGACUUUAUUGCUAGAAAGAAAGGAUCCAAGAAGCAGCUGGAGGAGUCUUCAUCGGGCUAGCUAGGGCACAAACUUCAUGGAUUAUUAUAUAUAGUUGGUGAGUUUAGACUUUAGAGAGAGUGUUGGAACAUAUAUACUGGAGUAUUUUACAUUGGUGCAUAUUCAUCUGGGAUUCUAUUUGUGCUUUGACAAGAAUUAGGGUUUUCUUGUGUUUAACAAUUA
Triticum aestivum (bread wheat) is the source of this 1403-nucleotide messenger RNA. RefSeq names its product BTB/POZ and MATH domain-containing protein 2-like. The record is from RefSeq and is a predicted model, not a curated record. Gene Ontology annotation, molecular function: protein binding. NCBI's taxonomy places the organism in Eukaryota, Viridiplantae, Streptophyta, Magnoliopsida, Poales, Poaceae. The transcript has 2 exons. Gene Ontology annotation, biological process: protein ubiquitination. Bases 146 to 1183 code for a protein of 345 amino acids.